CCGUUCACUUUUUAGACUGCUCUAUAAAACCCAACUCAUCAUCACAACAAGCCGAAAUCAUCUCAAAUCAAAGUAGCGUGUCAUUUCAUUUCUCGUUACUCCAACGUUUGUAAUCUUAGCGGUUCGGGUUGAAUCAUGGACGCAGUAGCCAAAGUGAAAAAGGGAGCCGGAGGAAGGAAGGGAGGCGGUCCGAAGAAGAAGCCAGUUUCAAGGUCUGUGAAAGCCGGGCUCCAGUUUCCCGUUGGUAGAAUUGGGCGUUACUUAAAGAAAGGUAGAUACUCGCAGCGGGUGGGAACCGGGGCUCCAGUUUACAUGGCUGCCGUGCUCGAGUACCUAGCAGCUGAGGUUCUGGAGUUGGCCGGGAAUGCUGCACGUGACAACAAAAAGAACAGAAUUAUCCCCAGGCACGUGCUUCUGGCUGUGAGGAACGAUGAGGAGCUUGGAAAGUUGCUGGCCGGUGUGACUAUAGCCCACGGUGGCGUGUUGCCGAACAUAAAUCCGGUAUUGUUACCGAAGAAGACGGAGAAGGCGGCCGGCAAAGAACCAAAGUCUCCAUCUUAUUCAGGGCUUUCUUAUGAUACAAAUGAAACUGUUUUGAAGGAUGCUUUUGGAAAGCAUGGUGAAAUUCUGGAAGUUAAAGUUAUAUGUGAUCACGUGAGUUCCCAAUCAAGAGGGUAUGGGUUUGUGCAAUUCACUUCUGAAGCUGCAGCUAGUGCAGCUAGUAGAGAAAUGGACGGCCUGGUCCUGGAUGGCAGAAGUAUUCGAGUGCAGUAUGCACACAAGGGAUGACUUGUAUUCUGGUUGCUCUGCUUUAUUUAUCUCACAUUUGUUGCUGGUAUCUGAUGUUCUUCAAACUGCAUUCCGCCUCCAUUUGCAUCUGGUAGCAUCAUGUAUAUGGUAUCUGCCAUCCGACGUUCUCCUCCCAUAAAGGCAUUUGGCGAUCCUCCCAGAACUGCAUUUCACCUUCUCUUCCCAAGCAUCUGGUUGCGGCCAAAGCAAGUGCCGCAUUUUAUUCAUUACACUACCCCAGCAACCUGCUGAAGAUGUUUUGGGUACCAAAGUAGUCAAUGAGAAACUUACCAGGAUUUUAGUGAAGAAAAGAAGCUUAAUCAAAUUUUAUAGGAACAAUUUUUUAUGGUAUU
Molecule: messenger RNA, 1142 nt
Organism: Mangifera indica (mango)
Lineage: Eukaryota; Viridiplantae; Streptophyta; Magnoliopsida; Sapindales; Anacardiaceae
Product: histone H2A-like
Exons: 6
Coding region: 136-789 (217 amino acids)
Cellular component (GO): nucleosome
Molecular function (GO): protein heterodimerization activity; DNA binding; structural constituent of chromatin
Source: RefSeq, a predicted model, not a curated record